Molecule: messenger RNA, 1286 nt
Organism: Haemorhous mexicanus (house finch)
Lineage: Eukaryota; Metazoa; Chordata; Aves; Passeriformes; Fringillidae
Gene: MPG
Product: N-methylpurine DNA glycosylase
Exons: 6
Coding region: 339-1160 (273 amino acids)
Biological process (GO): base-excision repair
Molecular function (GO): alkylbase DNA N-glycosylase activity; DNA binding
Source: RefSeq, a predicted model, not a curated record
CUCACGGCGGCUGCGGGGCUUCCGCGGGGCCGCGGCAGGGGCUGCGCGCGCCCCUCCCGCGGCGGGAACGGGCCCGGCAGAAGGAUGAGUUAGGUUUCAUCCCAGAAAAGCUCAAGAUGCCCGGUAGGGAGUAGGAGCGAGGGCUUGAAUUGCAAGGAAAUAAGAUCCCCAGCACUUAAUAAGCAGGUGUAAGGACUGCAACACUGAAAAGGAAACACCACCUUUGUGGAGCUCACAUGGAAAGUGGUGACAGACCAGGAGAACGAUGGCACAAUUGUGAUGUAGCUGCCUCAGGUCCCUGCUCUUGGCUGGAACAGUAGGUUGACUCUUUCUGAACUAUGCCAAGAAAAAGAAAGCUCUUGGCUCAAUUAAGUGCUCUUCAAAACACCAGCAGUUCCCCUCAGAUCAAUGCUGUGGAGCAGCUGAACACUACACCUGGAGCAGACCCUUCUCCAAAAAGCAGCAAAUAUUUUGUGGUAGAGAAAAAAAAUUCUCCUCAGCUACAAGAAGACUUUUUCAACCAGCCCUGUGUUAGUCUGGCCAAGUCCUUUCUGGGACAGAUUUUAGUUCGCAAACUUCCUGAUGGCAGAGAGCUCUGGGGCAGGAUUGUUGAAACAGAAGCUUAUCUGGGUGGGGAAGAUGAAGCUUCCCACUCGAAAGGUGGGAAGCAAACACAACGGAAUGCAGCAAUGUUCAUGAAACCAGGAACUCUGUACGUGUACCAGAUCUAUGGGAUUUAUUUCUGCAUGAAUGUUUCCAGCCAAGGAGAAGGGGCUGCAGUGCUGCUGCGUUCCUUGGAACCUCUGCAGGGCCUGGAUGCCAUGAGGGAGCUGCGCAGGGCCUCCAGGAAAGCACCCAGCAGGCUGCUCAAGGACUGGCAGCUCUGCAAUGGGCCCUCCAAGCUCUGCCAGGCGUUUGGCAUCGACAAGGCUUUUGACCAAAGGGACCUGACUCAGGAUGCUGCCAUCUGGAUGGUGCCAGGACAGGACUCGCCGGGGGAGCAGGACGUGGUGGCCACCACCAGGAUUGGCAUUGGCAGCAGGGGAGAGUGGGCACAGAAACCACUCAGGUUUUAUUUACGAGGAAACAGAUUUGUGAGUGUUGUAGACAAGAAAAUAGAGAGAGAGAUGGCAGCAAGGGGACACUCCCCUAGCAGCUGACAAGUCCUGCAAGUGUCCCGGGGACCAGGACUUGAGCUGUGCUCUGUACAAUGGCCUCAAGCUGUAUCAUUGCAGAUAAAGGGACCUGGGGGGUUUUUAACAAUAAAUGUACUUUGUCACAAUGAA